UAAGAAAGUAAGAAAUCGAUUUAUAUCGAGAUGAGUGCACAAAUACAACAAGAAUCGCAAGAUUCAUGGGGUAGUGAAGAUGAUGAUGAUGAUGAUGCAAAGUCAUCGCUUUCGGUAGAUAAAUUAUUGGUGAAUGAAUCAUCGAAAGAGGAGGAGCAAGGAAAGGAAACCUUAAUAUCCGCAUGGUCGCUAUUCUUAGACGGAGGCAUUAUUCUCGAAGUUGGCGUUACACUGGACGAGUACUUUUUCGAUUCCAUCGUGCAAAUAUCAUGUCCUCCGCAUUAUGAAGACCAGUAUUUACAAUUUGAGAGUUGCGAAUGGAAAGAAAUAUUCAAUUUUAAAACGGAACACUUAAUUAAACAUAUGGUGCAGUGUACGCCUAAAAGAAGGAGCAAGCAUGAAAUUUUUACCCAGUCCAAAAUAAUAAUACUUGAAGCGGAAGAAGAAGAAGGCGUUAGAUGUAUUCGAAUAAGCGAAUCAGAUAAAUCUAUACUAUUUUCCAAGCAAGCAGUCGAUAUGAUAUUUAACGCUUCCGAAGUGAUUACUCAAAAACUGAAUGUCGUCAAUCACUAUGCGAUGUAUUGUCUUUAUGAUGACUUUACGCGUGAGUUGGCAAAAAUUCUACAUACCGAAGGUGUUACUAGCGAAGAGAGCAUUUUAUCCAGAGCGAAAAUCAUAUGCCAAAAUCUCAAAUUCUUAACAUCGCUAUGCAGUUGGAAGGAAAAGUAUGAUAAUUUGCAAGACUUUACUCUUCUAACAGAAAUUGUAAACAUUCACCCUCGAAAAUUUAUAAAUACGGUUGUUAGUAAAAUUAGCAUGUUAAAAUAAAUAAUUUUAUAGCGUAAAAAAUGCUUUUUAUUUAUUCAUACGUAUCGAUACACAA
This is a messenger RNA of Photinus pyralis (common eastern firefly), 883 nucleotides long. RefSeq lists its product as uncharacterized. The transcript is spliced from 2 exons. The record is from RefSeq and is a predicted model, not a curated record. NCBI's taxonomy places the organism in Eukaryota, Metazoa, Arthropoda, Insecta, Coleoptera, Lampyridae. Bases 31 to 828 code for a protein of 265 amino acids.